UAGAUGGAUAAGAGGGGAUUGAGAAGCCACGGUUGGUUAUCCAGUCUGCGGCAUGGAAAGCGGCUAGCCAGAGCGCGCCUGCUUCAUCCUCCCCAAGUCAUCCACCACCACCAGCCCAGCCAUCUCAUUUCCCACGCCGCCCCAGCCGAAAAAUGGCUUCCUUGUCAUCGUUGCCUGCGCGCGCAAGACGCCCAGCUGAUCUUCCUUGCUCCUUCACAGAGAAGCGAGCACCGCCCCCACCCUUCUCGGGUCCUUCAUCAAGGGCGUGCAUCUGCCGGAAGAGGCACCUGUCCGUCCUCUGCCUCCAGAAAUCCCAGACCGGCCACGAGGCCCUCUGCAGCUUCCAAGAGUGGAUCAGAGAUAAGGGGCUUAUAUUCCUCCCCAAACAGAACAUAGACUCUCCAAUGUACCGGUUCGAGGAGGAGCUUAGUGAGUUAGAAGCUGAACCAGCAAAAACAACGAUGAAGCACGUCUUAGGCAAAGGAGCUUCGAUGCCAUCCAUGGCGGACUUGAUAUGCAGGAGCAGAACAACUAACCGAGAAACCUCCCCAAAGAAGACCAGCGUGAUCAAGUCCAGCUGGGAAGGAUCCAUAAGCCGGCGGGCCAUUAUGACCACGAUGCCCAUUAUGGGAACGUGCCUGGCAGGUAGGCAGGCACUGGCUGAAGAGUGGGGGACGCAUUCGCUCAUACUGGAACGAUUCUUCCUUCCCGACCUUUCUCCAGAAAACUCAGCUGCUAGGAUUCGGCAGACAGCACAGGGGAUGCACGGGCUGAGGCAUAUGUUGGACACCAUGUCAUGGAGGUACGUCAUAUUUUAUAUUCGCCAGAAGGCCUCCUAUCUCUCCUCAGAUUUGAAGAACGCAUUGGCGACCUUGCCCGAGAAUCGCCGGCAAACUUACAUCAGGACUGCCAACGAGCUGGUUGACAACAUGUCAGAGCUGGAUUACUAUGUGCGCACGCCAAAGGUGUAUGAGUCCUACUUAUUUUAUGAGAAGACACUGAAGUCGCUAGAUGACCUGGUGGCUCUCCUUGCCUGAUGAAUCUUCAAACUGAACUCCAUGAAAUGAUUCAGCAUUGUGCGUCUAAAAAUUUGCAGGUGCCUGUUCUCUCUAAGCAGGGCAAUGUAUUUGCGCUCUCUAUAAGAUUCAUUAGCUUAUGUAUUUUUUUUUUGUAUUUAUUUAACUAUAAUUUUGUAUCUCUAUCAUGUUCAAUGAAUCAAGCAUAUCAAUAUGUACCAACAAGUUUGAUAA
Messenger RNA from Nymphaea colorata (pocket water lily), 1250 nucleotides. RefSeq lists its product as uncharacterized. Gene Ontology annotation, cellular component: photosystem II; chloroplast; photosystem II oxygen evolving complex. Gene Ontology annotation, molecular function: calcium ion binding. The transcript has 4 exons. The record is from RefSeq and is a predicted model, not a curated record. Gene Ontology annotation, biological process: photosynthesis; photosynthetic electron transport chain. NCBI's taxonomy places the organism in Eukaryota, Viridiplantae, Streptophyta, Magnoliopsida, Nymphaeales, Nymphaeaceae. The coding region runs from base 153 to 1037 and encodes 294 amino acids.